AUGCACCAGCUGCGUUUAUCCAGGUCGGGAAAUAAGCAUGAAGAACGACCUGACCCCGAGCUGGGCAGGAGAAGACGGGCGGUUUGGGGAGCAUAUAAGAGCAUCGAGGAUGUAGUGAAGAAGACAGAGAACGUCCGGCUCCAUGCUCACCUUUUCAAUACCACAAUACUUCCUGCUUUGUCCUAUACUUCACAAACCUGGGCACUUCACAAGCAGGAAGAAAAUGCGGUGAGCCUCAUUGAACACGUAAUCAAAGGAGUGAUGCUAGGAGUAUUUCUCUUCACGCAAGCGAGGGACGAGCGUCGAAGUUCUAUCCAACCAAGGAAAGCAAAGUAA
Molecule: messenger RNA, 336 nt
Organism: Necator americanus (New World hookworm)
Lineage: Eukaryota; Metazoa; Nematoda; Chromadorea; Rhabditida; Ancylostomatidae
Exons: 1
Coding region: 1-336 (111 amino acids)
Source: RefSeq, a predicted model, not a curated record